Chara braunii is the source of this 635-nucleotide messenger RNA. Lineage: Eukaryota; Viridiplantae; Streptophyta; Charophyceae; Charales; Characeae. The record is from the annotation of a GenBank genome assembly.
CAUCAGGAGGGAGGAGGGAAGGGCGAGGAGGGAGGAGGGAGGAGGGAGGAGGAAGGACAUGUGCUGCGCCUUGCGGCCCACCGGUAGACUGGGACCCUACGAGGAGGAGGAGGAGGAGGAGGAGGAGGAAAAAGAGGAGGAAGGGGAGGUGAAGGAAGAGGAGGAGGAGCGGGAGAGUGAGGAGAAGGAUGAGGAGGAGGAGGAGGAGGAGAGCGAAGGGAAGGAAGAGGAAGAGGAGGAGGAAGAGGAGGAAGAGGAGGAGGAAGAAGAGGAGGAGGAGGAAGAGGAGGAGGAGGAAGAGGAGGGGGGGGAGGAGAUGGGGAAGAGGAGAUGAAGAGCGAAGGGAAGGAUGAGGGAAGAAGAGGAGGAAGAGGAGGAGGGAGAGGAGAGGGAAGAUGAGGAGGAGAUGGAGGGCGAGGAGGGCGAGGAGGGGGAGGAGAGGAAAAGAGAGGAAAAAAGAGAAGGAGAGAGGAGGAUGAGCGGAGGAGAGAGGAGGAGAGAGGAGGAUAAGAGGAGGAUGAGAGGAGGGAGAGGAUCACGCUUGGGCAGAUCCGCCUAAGCAGUCCUCAAGAGUGAACUCCCAAGUCUGUGUUUGCAACCGAAAAAAAACAAAAAAACAAAAAAAAGAAACCAAA